Messenger RNA from Thecamonas trahens ATCC 50062, 1163 nucleotides. RefSeq lists its product as uncharacterized. The transcript has a single exon. Bases 1 to 1089 code for a protein of 362 amino acids. NCBI's taxonomy places the organism in Eukaryota, Apusomonadida, Apusomonadidae. Gene Ontology annotation, cellular component: nucleus. Gene Ontology annotation, biological process: mitotic sister chromatid segregation; kinetochore assembly. The record is from RefSeq and is a predicted model, not a curated record.
AUGGCAGCGACCUACCACACGACCCAUGCAGCAGCUCUGGACCUUGCGGCCCGGGCCCGGCACAUGGCACUUGCCGCCAAGCAUGUCGGCAGCCGGGCGGCAACGACGGCGGCAAGGCGCGAGAGCGAGAGCGAGGACGACGGCGCGGGUGCGGUGAGGACUGGGUCGGUGGCAUCAGGUGCGAGUGCAACGUCUGGUGAGAACCAUCCGGUGCGAAAGGCAUUGGAGGAGGUCCGUGCUCGGAUUGCGGCGCUGUCGGCGGCGCUGAAGGACGAUGCCGCGAGCUUUGCGGCGGCAAAGGGCAAGGAGGUGCUCGCGCCGGCGGUGGCGCCAGGCCUAAAGGAUGCAUUGGAUCCGCUGGCACCGUCGUCGGCGCCGUGGGCGGCGCCGAUGGUGAUGCAGCUCCUGUUGGAGGCGACACUGCUGCAGCGCGAGCUCGACACCGCCCGCGCCAUCCUCGACGCGCCUCCGGACAACCGCGGCAAGCGGCGCUCGCUAGCCGAGACCCGCGUCGCCAUGCUCGCCAUGCUCGAGGGCCUCGUGGAGGAGCUGGACAUCACCGCCAAUGUGCUCAAUGCCCGGCUCGCCUCCCUCGACGAUGAGGUCCUGCUCCAGCGCGGCAUCCUUGAGGAACGUCGAGCCGUCGGCCGCGCCCUGCAGGCCCAGCUCGAGGGCAAGAUGGCGCUCCUGCCUGAAGGUCUUGGCGGCGUCCUUGACGCGGCGGCUGGCGGCGUGAGCCUCAACGACGACGACGUGGCCGAGCUUGUCCAGCAGCGCGAACUCGAUCUCGCCGCCAAGGAGCGCGCCCUCAAGGGCUACACCUCGUGGCUCGGCGAGUCGCUCAAGGACUUUGUGGCCAAGGCCUAUCCGCCUGUUGUCCGGCCCGAGGUCGCCGGCUACUGGGACUCGCUCGAAGAUACGCUCGCCCAGCUCCUCGCCGCCACCAUGGACGACUCGCUCUCGUCGGCCUACAUCCCGAUCGAGUCCUCCAUGUAUGAGCCAUACAUCGAGCUCCUCCUCCGUGCUGGCGCCAUCGAGAAGCACCCAUCAGACCCGAGCCGCAUCCGCCUCGUCCCGUUCCACCAGUGAUGUACUCUCCGUCCUCCUCCCUUUGCAUCGCGCGGUGCGGCGCCCGCCUGCAACCAUAAACUGUCGAUCCCUGC